CUCUUUUUAAUUAAACACUAUCGAUAUGCUCGCUAAACAUAUUUACACACCACUGUCGACAACGAUAUUAUCAAUUUUAAAAUCACGGGGUUGAAUCACGUGAUGUCGGUGACGCAGCGGCGCAGCUCUUCUUUCUUUUUAGCAAUUAGCUGACCGAAGCUAAAACACACAGCACUUUUAUUUUGAAAUCGUGGACUAAAUGUGCCUUAAUUGGCUUAAUUGUGACAAUAAAGGGCCUCACGUCACACUAUGGUUCUUUGUCGUAGUUUCGUUUAGUGUCGUGAUUGACAGCUGGUCAUUAACUGUGACUGAUGCUUUUCCACUUUCCCCUAUGAAACAUCUGGCACCAGCUGUGCAUGGAAACCAUACAAGGGCUUUAAAGAGUGGCAUUAAAACAACAACAACAACCAGGUCAAAGCAGGGAGAUUCAAUUACAACGUGCUUUUACUAGAUUUUUUAUCAGUUUACAUAACCAGUGUGUUAAAUUAAAAAUAAUACAGGUUGUAGUUUUAAGGCUUUCAGGUGGAAAAUGAAUAAUGGAGGUACAUUUCUGUUAGUAUUCGGUCAAUACUUGGAAGGUGGAAGUUCAUAUGAGUAGCUCUACUGAGUUUGUUGAGAAUGAACUUUUUUUUUUUUUUUUGUCUGUGUGAGUCAGUGACAUGUUAACAGGAAGCUCCAGAAAUAUCCCCCGGCUGUGCAUAAUGUCAGGUGACCAGCUUCAGGACUUUGCGUCAAUGUUGCGCUUGAUAGCAACAUCGUUGUGCCUUCGGUGCCAACGCGUCACAGCUCUGCCUUUGAACCUAAGGCCAUGUGCAACACUGAGCUCGGCAGAGAACCAGCAGACAGUGGAGGAGCUCUAUAAUCUCUCUGUUGACAUCCAGAAGGUCCGGAAACUUAAGGGCUGGGUUCUGCAUCAGAGACCAGCCUACACUAAAGAGGUAGCAGAUCUGCUGAAGGACAUGGGAGCCUCGGGUUCCAUCAUUGCUGGGAUCCUAGCGGUUCACCCUGAAGCGGUCCUCUGUCACCCAGAGCAGAUGCAGGCUCAGAGAGAGCUGUGGAUGUCCGUGUGCCCAAACCAGAAAGACCUGGUUGGCAUCAUUGAGAAAUUCCCAGCCUCCUUCUUCACUUCCUCCAGCCACCAUGACAACCAGCAGAACAACAUCGCUUACUUCCAGAGCUUAAACCUCAACAAGCGAAUCAUCACCAAGCUCAUGGCCAGCGCUCCUCAGAGCUUCAGUCGGCCAGUAGAGGACAACGAGGUGAUGGUGCGCACCCUCCAGCAGGCCUACCAGGAGCUUGGUGGAGAGGAGGCCAACAUGAAGAUCUGGCUUCAGAAGCUGCUGAGCCAGAACCCUUUUGUCCUCCUCAAGCCUCCCGAGGUGCUGAGGCAGAACCUGCUGUUCCUGAGAGACAAGGGCUUCAGCACGGCAGAGCUCCUCCGCCUCCUCUCUAAACUUAAGGGCUUUGUCACCGAGCUGAACCCGGACAGCAUGCGUCGCACCCUGGCGUACUCCCAGGACACGAUGGGCUGCUCCGAGGAGGACCUGCGGCACAUCAUCCUCAACUGCCCGGCUCUGCUUUACUACCCUGAAGUUAUUCUGGCUGAGCGCUUUAAGGGUCUCCUCAGUGCCGGCAUCAGCAUGUCUCAAAUCGUAGAGACUCCGACCGUUAUGGAGCUGACUACACAGAUAGUGAACUACCGCAUCCACCAACUGAGGACGCAUGGUUAUGAGGUAAGGACAGGUAGUCUGGAUGUCCUGAAUGGCACUAAGAAGGACUUUGAAAAAAGCUAUGAAAAAUUACAACUACGUAGAGAGAGACCAAUUUUCAACCCUGUUGCCCCUUUAAAGGCGGAUGACUGACCGAAGCUGUAUGGACGAAUGCAAAUGUAUUAAAUAAUUAACUGGAUGUAUUCUGUUCUUGGGAUUAUUUAUAUCUUUAUGAUAUCAAUAUCAGAUUAAAGUGUCUAAAACCUAAA
This is a messenger RNA of Dicentrarchus labrax (European seabass), 1978 nucleotides long. RefSeq names its product mitochondrial transcription termination factor 2 (gene mterf2). Gene Ontology annotation, biological process: regulation of DNA-templated transcription; termination of mitochondrial transcription. The transcript has 2 exons. Lineage: Eukaryota; Metazoa; Chordata; Actinopteri; Moronidae. The record is from RefSeq and is a predicted model, not a curated record. The coding region runs from base 660 to 1862 and encodes 400 amino acids. Gene Ontology annotation, cellular component: mitochondrial matrix. Gene Ontology annotation, molecular function: double-stranded DNA binding.